GGGGGUUGAUCGCUGCAGCAUGCGAAUCGGCGGCCAUGUCACAACAUGGGGACUUGUGAGGAUGCGGAGCGGAGGGUUGUGGCUGUGCCGUUGCGCGGCGGAUUGUUGCAGCAUGCCUUGAAAAAGAUCACCGAAGUGACAGGAGUAUAUUCCUGCAAGUUAGAGCAUCUAGAAGACGGAGCACAAGUGGUCAUUCGGGGUCCGCAUGGACAACUCAGCCACUGUGCACAGCUGGUGCUCAGAGCUGCUGUAGGUGACUUUCAUGCUUUGUCGGUGGUGGAGCUCUUUCAGCAGGUCUCCACACCCAGAAAGCUGACUGACUCGAAGGGUUCCGGGCAGACUCCACUGCAGGUCAUUGGUAUAUCCACAGGCUGCGAUUUGACCCUGCAUGGCUCCAAGCUGCAGAUACAAGGGCCAUCAGCGGCAAUUGCCAAGGGUGCCAUGAAGAAGGUCGAGAGGUUUCUUGCUUCCGACAGCACCGACAUCAACGAGGUCUUGCAGGCGGCGAAAGCUGAUGCACCCAGGAACAGCAACUCAAGCGUCUCUGACAUCCAGACCCGAGCUGCAGCUUUACGGAGACAGUCGAGACCCUCCAAAAAGGAUGCAGAACGUGAGGAACGAUUUGUGGAGAUCCCAAACCUCAGCAGGAACCGUCUUUUAAAUUGUCAAGGUGCCAUGAUUCGCAAGCUACAAGAGCUUUAUGGAGUGCACGUCAAGGUGUUAGACAGCAAAGAUUACCCAGAUGUUCCCAAGGAUUCUCUACCUUUGCGGCUGAAAGGAAGUCCCGCGAAUGUUGCAGACUGCGAAGGUGUCCUUUGGCAAAUGUCGCAGGACGACUUCUCAGCGAUCGGCUUCGUGGUGACACCGCUGCGACUGGCUCGGGUGGAUUUGCAGGCCUUUGCAGGACACAAGAAGGACUCUAGAUUCCUGCACAACAUCUGCAGAAACUGGAAGGAGGUUCUUGCAAUCGAUGUCGCCUAUAACGACAGCAACAAAGGCCAUGAACAGAUGUUGGAAAUCACACUUUGUGGUGAGUUGGACAAAGUCAUGGCCCUGAAAGAAGCAGUUUGUGCUUUCGCCCCUCUAAUUGAGCGAUCUGAGCGCUACCAGUCAGAGCUUGCCAAGAACACACAACUGUUGAAGGAAAUUCUUCAAGAGAUUGUCGAGCGCGGUUUGGCGCAGCCUGAAGGAGACAAUCUGAUACCACAUUCAGGGGAUCAGAGUGAAGUCUCAAAGCUCCAAAAGUACAUGCGGCGUCGUGGUGAUGACCUCCUUCGCUCCCUAGGACCUGCUGUGCUGAAAUUGCUGGGCCUCACUCGGCGACGCCUCACUGGCAUGGUGAAGGACCAUGUGGCUCGUGUUGGAGGUGAGCAGGAUUAUGCUGACGAUCUUGAGAUUGACUGUGAUGAAGUGAAGCUGGCCAUCAACGAUGGCACAGUUUUCAUUCCCAAGAGUCAGUCGAGUGGCUUGAGACUGGGGGAGAGCAUCACCUUUCGGCUUGUGGUUGUGGGCGACCGUUGCACAGCUGCAGACUUGGAGCAUGCAGCGUGGCAUCCGCCUCCAGCCCAACCCGGAUUGAUGAGGGGUCCGGGCAGUCCUGCAGGGCCUGCAGGGCAAUCAGGGCAUGCAGGGCAUGUACCCGAUCGGGUGCCUGUUAUAGAGAUGAGGAUGGAUGAACUUGGCAGGCGCUACUAUUGGAACCAUACAGAGAUGACCUCGGAUUGGAAGCCUCCGCCACCACAGAUUGGCUUUUGGCAGCGACUCAUGGACUACAGGAGCAGACGCCCAUACUACCACAAUCCUGGCACAAGAGAGACUGUAUGGCAGCUCCCUGUGUCACAGGUGCCAAGCAGCGCUGAUUUGGCAGCGCCGCCUGGGGUUUUCACCCAGCCCACCUCGUUGCGGCUGCAGCCGGCGGCGCCAGCGAGGUCGAUGCCAGAGGAGAUGCCCCAAGGGGCACCGGAGCCGGAGCCGAUGCCCCGCAUUCCCCCAACACGACGGCCAGAUGGAGGUUCUACUCGACCACGAGAGGAGCCUGGAGAGCAAACGAAUCGGCAUUUCAUACCAAGUGCCCAGCAGCACAAGGAAGAUGCUCGAGACGGCGACGAAUUGGACGACCUCAGCCCGGCCCUGGAUUGCGAUGAGCAGACGGAGCUAGAUGCGAUUGUCCAAGAAGCAUUGGAGCGGCAGAGAAAGGAGCAGCUGGCGGAAGAUGCUGCAAGCGAUGUGAGGCUUGAUGAAGAACGUCCGGAGGUAUUCGAAGCCGCAGACAAGCUGCCAGACAUGGACUUCUUCGACCCGUAUGGGGAAGGAGAACAAUACCGCGAGCAUGAAGACUUUGAAAAGGAGGAUCCGGUGCCAAAAAGUGACAGCUGGUCCAAAGACCAAGAAGAGGAGUUGAGUGAAGCCUUGGAAGAGCGAUGCAAAGCCCGAUCAGCCGGCUCCAAAAGGCCAACAACGGGCAAGAGCAGGCAAGAUCAGGAUUCCUUUGAUGCCAGACCUCCGUUGCCAAGGCGAAAGAGAAAGGCAGAUAUGGCUGAGUUUGGUGCUGAAGAGGGCAAGCGCCGUGUGACACAGAAGCCCCGGCCGCCUGCACCGCCGCCGAAGCCACCACCGCCACACGUGCCGCCGCCUUUAGCAGCAAAGAAGCGGCAGAUGCAGCAGCCUGAGCCUCCGAAAGAGCCGCCCAGCUGGUGGAGGGAAGAGGCAAAGAACCAGUCAGCAAGCACGUUCAGUGAGCAGGACAAGGUUCCUCUCAAGCCACCAGAGCCUCCCGGGCCACCUUGGGUAGAAGAUCAUGGAGGUCCCCCGGCAUCACCAGUGGCAUCGCCAGUGGCAUCACCGUCGAACCGUCGUGUGGUCAAGGUGAAUGUCGUGAAGCUUUCAAGCGAGAACAAGGAUGAUGGGGUGGAAGAUCACGAGGAGCCUGGAAGCUGGCAGGACGCAAGCGACAUUCCGGUGCGUGAGGAGAAUGAGAAAAGAUCCUUACCGCCAAGGCCAACCAAUCAGCACGGCCGUCAUGGCACUCAAGGUCCUGGAGAAAGGGGCAGGAAGCGGUUGGUCAGAAGCUGGGAUAGCCGGAAGAAAGAGUUUGUCUACCAUGAGAAAUAUGAUGAUGAAGGGCCAAGAAAAGGGGGCAAUAAUAAGAAAGCAUGGAAUGAAGGCUGGACGCAAGAUUCAGAACAGUGGGCAGAUAGCUGGACUGGCAGAGAAGUUCGCUCACGCUGGCAAAAAUCCAAAGAUUCCUACUACUACAAGUAUUGAUUUAAGUGGCAGAAGUUUUGUUCGGAACAAAGAGUUCGAAGAAAACACGCCUGCUCAAAGAUUACGCCGAAGCCGUGUGCAUACUUUUAACAUAUAUUCAUUUUGAAAAUAUA
Messenger RNA from Cladocopium goreaui, 3377 nucleotides. The record is from the annotation of a GenBank genome assembly. Lineage: Eukaryota; Dinophyceae; Suessiales; Symbiodiniaceae.